This is a messenger RNA of Haliotis rufescens (red abalone), 596 nucleotides long. RefSeq lists its product as uncharacterized. The transcript has 4 exons. Lineage: Eukaryota; Metazoa; Mollusca; Gastropoda; Lepetellida; Haliotidae. The record is from RefSeq and is a predicted model, not a curated record. Gene Ontology annotation, molecular function: calcium ion binding. Bases 43 to 483 code for a protein of 146 amino acids.
UGACAGCAUUUCUCAGGAUUUGACCUCAUUUUCAGUGUGAGAAUGAAGCUGGUGUUUCUUCUAUGUUUGACCGCUGUCCUGGUCGCCAUGGGAACGGAUGGAUGGGGACGCAGACGCUGGGGCAUACGGGUCCGAGUUCCCCGCUUCCGAGUUCCGCGCUUUCGGACACUGAAACCGUUUAUCAAGCCAGUCUUGGGUACCUUGGCUAAAACAUAUUUCGGACCAUGUCACACUGGAAUAAAGGUUGAAUGUGGUCUUUACAGAAAGUUUACUGGGCGUGAGGUUCAGACUUUGGACGCCAACACGGAUGGGUUAGUGGAUAGGUCCGAGGCCGCGAGUUAUUUCGGCUUGGACCACAACGACGCCCAACUUGAUCACUUCAUGAACAUGGCGGAUGCGAAACGUGAUGGCACCGUGGAUCUGGACGAGUUCUUUGAUGCGGCGCUGGCGUUCGAGGACCCAACUCCGGAAGCUGCACCGUGAUCGACUGACUGACUCCAGAACGAGGCUGCAGAAUGCCCACCUGUACAAAGACUUCCUUCUCCUCUUGUUGUUAUUGGCGUUAUGUGUGCAUUGAAUAAACUUUCACUGUUACA